This is a messenger RNA of Calidris pugnax (ruff), 2163 nucleotides long. RefSeq names its product mitochondrial calcium uptake 1 (gene MICU1). Gene Ontology annotation, biological process: mitochondrial calcium ion homeostasis; calcium import into the mitochondrion. Gene Ontology annotation, cellular component: uniplex complex. The record is from RefSeq and is a predicted model, not a curated record. The transcript is spliced from 14 exons. The coding region runs from base 105 to 1568 and encodes 487 amino acids. Lineage: Eukaryota; Metazoa; Chordata; Aves; Charadriiformes; Scolopacidae. Gene Ontology annotation, molecular function: calcium ion binding.
UCUUGUUUUUAGAACACAGCUCUGCAGUUGCUGAGAUAUAACUCCCACUGUUCUUCGUGACCGCCUGACCCACAGCCUGCGAGCCAAUACGCUUGCCCUACAGGAUGUUUCGCCUUCGAUUUCUCCCCGUCGCGGCAGGGCUGUCCGCUGUUGCCCGGCGUUACCACGGGACAGCUCAUCACCCCAGGACCAGGCGUAGGCUCAUGGUGGCAGCUUUCAUAGGGACGACUGCAGUGACAGGAAGUGCCAGAUUCCUUUGGCAGAGGGCCUACGCAGAAGACUCGUCCUCUGUAAAACAUGAGUCAAGGACAGAGCCAAGCGAGAAGGUGAAGCAGGAGGAGGAGGAGGAGAGCAGUGGUGGUGAGGGUCGAAAGGCCGUUGCAUCAGGCGAUGAGGAGGCUCAGCCAGAAGGGAAGAAGAAGAAGCGUUCCGGGUUCAGGGACCGUAAGGUUAUGGAAUAUGAGAACAGGAUCAGAGCCUACUCCACGCCAGACAAAAUCUUCAGAUACUUUGCUACUUUGAAAGUCAUAAAUGAGCACGGUGAAUCAGAGGUUUUUAUGACACCGCAGGAUUUCGUGAGAUCCAUAACACCUAACGAAAAACAGCCAGAAAACCUAGGCCUGGAUCAGUUUAUAGUCAAACGCUAUGAUGGGAAGGAUUUCUGGCAGACAGAGAAAUUAUCCCAGGAGCGGGAGAAGUUUGCUGAUGAAGACAGCAUAUUUUAUGCCCUUGGAGAAUGUGGACUCAUUUCUUUUUCUGACUACAUCUUCCUCACAACGGUCCUUUCCACUCCCCAGAGGAAUUUUGAAAUCGCCUUUAAGAUGUUUGACCUGAAUGGUGACGGUGAGGUGGACAUGGAAGAGUUUGAGCAGGUCCAGAGCAUCAUUCGCUCCCAAACCAGCAUGGGCAUGCGCCACAGAGACCGCUCUACAACGGGGAACACCCUGAAAACUGGCUUCAACUCUGCACUGACAACCUACUUCUUUGGGGCAGAUCUGAAGGGAAAGCUGACCAUCUCCCACUUCCUCGACUUCCAGCGCAAACUGCAGCACGAUAUUCUGAAGCUCGAGUUUGAGCGGCACGACCCGGUGGAGGGGCGGAUCACGGAGCGGCAGUUCGGCAGCAUGCUGCUGGCCUACAGCGGGGUGCAGUCCAAGAAGCUCACCAUCAUGCUGAAGCAGCUCAAGAAGCACUUCCAAGAUGGAGAGGGUCUGACGUUUGAGGAGGUGGAGAGCUUCUUCACUUUUCUGAAGAACAUCAAUGACGUGGACACUGCUUUGAGCUUCUACCACAUGGCUGGAGCUUCGCUUGAUAAAGUGACAAUGCAGCAAGUGGCCAGGACGGUGGCCAAGGUGGAGCUCUCUGACCACGUGUGUGACGUGGUGUUCGCCCUCUUUGACUGCGACGGGAAUGGUGAGCUGAGCAACAAGGAGUUUGUGGCCAUAAUGAAGCAGCGCCUUAUGAGAGGCUUGGAAAAGCCCAAGGACAUGGGCUUCACUCGUCUCAUGCGGGCGAUGUGGAAGUGUGCCCAGGAGACGGCGUGGGACUUCACCAUGCCCAAGCAGUAGUGGGGUCGGGGAGGAACCGCCCGGCUUCCCCGUCUCAAACCCCACCACCAGGGCCACCUGAGGGGUGGCACCAGGCUCUGGCGAGCCCAGACUGUUGGUAACAGGAGAUUUAUGUAAAUCAAAGUUAGGAAUCAAAGCCUGUUGUAUUCGCAGCUUCCGCUUGCCGCUGGCCCCUUCAUAUUCCUGUCUCUCAGGAUAAAAAGGACUUUUCUUAACUGCCACCACCUCCGCUUCGUGACGUGCCCUGCCUGCGGAGCUGGGCAGCCAGUCAGCUGGUGGGGCUGCAACCAAACCACCUUCAUUUAAUGUUUUUACAAAGGCAUGGAGUUUAUUUUAAUUCUUAGGUUGCCCCUAAGAAAGAAGCCUUGAGGUUCCUGGAUGGACGGUACCAGUGGGACCCAGGAGAAGAGGCUGGAGCAGGCAGGUGUUGAGAGCACCCCAGGAGUUACGUCGGACAAAUACUCUGCAGAAUGUUGUUGUUUUUUUUAUAAAGGGGGAGCCUUCUCCGUGGGGAAUUGCCUAUCUGUACCGGGAGCAGGCUGAACAAUGUUAUUUGCCAAGUAAAAGCACCGUGUACAGGCGUUGCUGAUAACAA